Molecule: messenger RNA, 2431 nt
Organism: Baudoinia panamericana UAMH 10762
Lineage: Eukaryota; Fungi; Ascomycota; Dothideomycetes; Mycosphaerellales; Teratosphaeriaceae
Exons: 4
Coding region: 41-2164 (707 amino acids)
Molecular function (GO): ATP hydrolysis activity; RNA binding; 5'-3' DNA helicase activity
Source: RefSeq, a predicted model, not a curated record
CGCUGCACCCUCGCAUUUCUUGUGGCUGGAUGUAGUGUCGAUGGCAAGAGGUAGUGACAUAUCUGCGUUCGCUUCGAGUCAGCUCUUGCUCCUUGACGCUGAGUUGCAAGCAGAGCUCACUGAGACCCAGCUCCUCACGUCAAGUCAUGCGCCGGCGAUUCUCCAGCGAGCUGGCCUGGCGUUGCUCAACCUCACCUUAUCUUCUCAGCGUACCGGUUUUGGUGGUAAGAGCCUGCUAGAGCUGAGCUUAGAUCCAGCAGUGGGCGUUGGCGAUCUUCCCGAACAUGGUCUCAGAGUUGGCGACAUCUGUGCAGUGGCAGAGCAGCCUAAAGGCGCCGAAAGAAAGAAAGAACGAGCCAGUAUAGAGAAGCGAGCUGUCGAAGGCGUCGUGACCAAGGUUCAGAAGCAGGCCGUCACGGUAGCGCUUGAUAAGGAGGAAGUGGAAGUUCCAAAUGGGAAGCUCUGGCUUAUCAAAUUGGCUAACGAUGUAACAUAUAAGCGCCUGAGCCAGACGAUGAGCAAGCUGGAGAAGAUGCAGCCUUCUGAACAUAGCAUUCUAACUCAAGUUUUAUUCGGCAAGUCUUCGCCGACGUCACUCAGCGAUGCAGAGAUCCAGAAGGACUUGGAGUGGCAUGACAAAACCAUGAACGACAGCCAGAAGGAAGCCGUUCGCUUCGCGUUGGCCAGCCGCGACGUCGCGCUUAUUCAUGGUCCCCCAGGCACCGGCAAAACGCACACUCUGAUCGAACUGAUACUUCAAUUCCUCGACCGCGGCCAACGAGCUCUCGUCUGCGGGCCCAGCAACAUCAGCGUGGACAACAUUGUAGAAAGGCUUACGUCGCAUAAGGUGUCUAUGGUCCGCCUCGGGCACCCUGCGCGUCUACUUCCAAGCGUAUUGGAUCACAGCUUAGACGUCUUGAGUAAGACGAGUGACGCAGCAUCCAUCGUGACCGACAUUCGUGCAGAGAUGGACGUGAAGCAAUCUUCGAUUCGCAAGACCCGAAACGGCCGUGAGCGGCGUGCAAUCUACGGCGAGCUCAAGGAGCUACGUAAAGAAUACAGGCAGCGUGAAGGUAGAGUCGUGAGCGACCUGCUGAAGCAGAGUAGGGUGGUCCUCAGUACGCUUCACGGCGCUGGCGGCUUCCACUUGCGCGACGAGAAGUUCGAUGUCGUGAUCAUUGAUGAGGCAAGCCAGGCUUUGGAGGCGCAAUGUUGGAUCCCUGUGCUUGCGACUGGAACAUCGAAGCUGGUACUUGCGGGCGACCAUCUGCAAUUGCCGCCGACGAUCAAAUCGCUCAACUCCCAAGCUUCGACGCCGAUUAAGGUUGCCGAUGGCUCCAAUGGGACGAAUAACGAUAUGUCUCGUUCGUCGGUUGACGAUGACUCGGCUACAGUAGGGCAGAAGAAGAUCAAGGACGAUGAUGCGACGCUGGAGACCACCUUGUUCGACCGCCUGCUGAAACUCCACGGGAGCAGCAUCAAGCGCAUGUUAACGAUACAGUAUCGAAUGCACGAGAAGAUCAUGGCUUUUCCGUCCGUGGCACUUUACGAAAAGAAGCUGAUCGCAGCAGAUUCUGUCAAGGACAGACUGCUGAAGGAUUUGCCGUACGGAGUCCACGACACGGAUGACACCCGCGAGCCUCUGGUUUUCUGGGAUACACAAGGAGGCGACUACCCUGAGAAGACAGAGGAAGACGAUAUUGGCGUGAAAGGCCGAAGCGGUUUGCUUGCCGAAAGCAAAGUCAAUGAGAAUGAAGCGGCCGUUGUGCGCUUACACGUGCAGCGACUUGUUGAGGGCGGUACUAAGCCAGAAGAUAUCGCCGUUGUUACGCCUUAUAAUGGCCAGCUUGCACUUCUGUCAGGGCUGCUGAAGGACCGCUUUCCAGGACUUGAGCUUGGCAGUGUCGAUGGCUUUCAAGGUCGUGAAAAGGAGGCAGUCAUUGUAAGCUUAGUCCGCAGUAACUCUGACCGCGAGGUCGGCUUUCUAAGCGAGAAACGGCGUUUAAACGUUGCAAUGACCAGACCGAAAAGGCACUUGUGUGUCGUAGGCGAUUCAGAGACAGUAGGGAAAGGCUCCAAAUUCCUGAGAUCUUGGAUGCAACACCUCGAGGAGCAUGCAGACCUACGAUACCCCGAUCAGGCGGAAGUUCUGGAGGAUGUCUGAUGGGAGACAAAGCCGUAAAACGCCACGAGACAAUGCGCGAUCAUCCUCCCAUACCUUUAAGCUUCCUAUUCUUGACUUUGCUGAAAACUGGUGACUGCGCCUUUAUCAAUGCAAUCCGUGGAACAGUCAACCUUCGUGCCUGCUGGCCAGACUAACCCGUUUUUGCGCCCCUGCAGGCGCAGUGCAGGAAGGAACUCAGCAUAGGCUUGGCGUUUUAAUCGAAGCGGAUGUUCUUCAUAGCAAACGCCGUAUAGACAAAUGAUGGCC